CGGCCUCUGUUUGUCAGACAGACUUGAAAUCCGAGGGAGACGAGCGCGCCGCCAUUUUCAGAGUGUCGCUCUCCCUGAAACAACAACAAUAAAAUACGGAUAUGCUAGGGAAAUAUCGUCAGAUUUAUGGGUGAAAUGCAUUUUGUAACUACAGAAGAUAAAUCCAACGCACUUUCAAGCAUUUGUGGUUGAUGGAAGAUCAAUAUUCUAUACGUGUAUUUUUUUCAGCAGGCAAGCAGAGUCGGCUCCUUCGCUAACUACCCGUUCUUUCGCCCAUUUCGUGAUUUCGAGAACAACACGGGUUUACCGAAACUGGAGCACACGAGAAACGGAUUUAAUCUACAGGAGUAUUUGUCCAAUUGCAAGCUAUUUAUCCCAUUUUGGUGUACUGGUGUAUUAUUUUUUUUCUUAACAUUGGGGAUUUGAGACUGAAUUCCCCCGGAUUCGGCUCCUCAUCACGUGGCUGUGCCGUGGAGAGUGGGUAGUGGUAGCUGGGUGCAGUGGAUCUGGCCUGAGCGGUGCCAGACGCCCCGUCCCGGCCGCCCCCCUUCCCCACCCCCUCCUUUCGCUGCAUGGCUGCGAUGGCGCCCGCUCUGACUGACGCUCCGCCCGAAGCCCACCGCAUCCGCUUCAAGCUGGCCCCUCCCUCCACGCUCUCGCCCAAUCCCGUGCAGUCCGGUGUCGCACCCAGCAACGGCGCCGUUGUCAAGCGCAGCCGAGCGGCCGCUGCCCAGCCCCCCUCCCCAGACCACCACCACCCCCAUACCACCACACCCGUUGGUAACGGCAACAACAACAGCAGCAGCGGAGGCGGCAGCAGCAUAGCGGUCCCGUCCUGCAAGCUCGAGGAGCCGUCAGUGCAGACCGAAGCCUCGGCGCCGCACGCGCUGGGCCGGCUGCAGCCGUUGGUGGCCUCGUACCUGUGCUCGGAUGUGACGCCGGUGCCGUCCAGCAAAGAGUCCCUGAAGCUGCAGGGUGUCGCACUGCUGCAGACGCACGGCCUCCUGCCCGCCCUGCUGCCUCGCCAGCGGCAGUCACUGGAGCUGGAGCUCUCCGAGGAGCGCCUGCGCAGCCUCAUGAGUGGCACUGGUGGCGUGGGCACCCCCACGCCCCCUGUCAACGGCAUGGCCAAGAAGCUGGCCAAGCCCGCCCCUGGCAAUGCAGAGCGAGAUGGACUGCUGGCCACCAGCAUUAACAACAACCCUGCUGCACUUAAUGGAGGGUCCAACGGCAUCAGGACGCCCGCAGGAUCGGGGUCAGGGUCGGACUCUCCCCCUCCACCUCUGGAAUGCGCCUCGCGAGGGGGUCUCCAUGGCAAUGGCCCCUUCAGGAGUGCUGAAGGAGGCGCCGUGGACCCCCAGCACCCAGACGACGUCUCCCAGGACAACAGUAACCCUGAGCAACCGCCUCCACCUAGCGUCUCUCCCCCGUCGCAGGACCCCACAGACCGCAGCAACAACAACAACAGCAGCAGGAGUAGUACGGACCGCCCCCCAUCGCUGGCGUUAACAGACUCUUCCAUCCCACCAUCCUGCUCACCGCCACCCCCCAUCAGCAGCUCUCCACAUCACCUCACACCAGCACCGGGCAGCCUCGGAGCAGAGCUGCGCGAGCGGACGCAGCAGAGCCAGAGCCGGCAAGGCCAGAUCGAAGGCCGUCUACGGCGCCUGCGCAAGCGUCUGCAGGUGGUGCAGGCCAAGCAGGUGGAGCGGCACAUCCAGCAACAGCUGGGAGGACUCCUGCAGGGCACACUGGGGCCUCUGGAGGCCUUGCGCAAGAGGGAGACUCCCAUCGCCUCCACCUCUGCCUCCACAUCCUCCGCAGCUGCCGCCGCACUCACCCCCCAGGAGCGAGAGGGCCUGGGCCGCUUCCUUAAGGGUGGCUCGGUGCCAGCGGAACUGGAGAGGCUGUCCCUGAGCGGCGCCACCAACCUGCACGCGGCUGAAGGGGCUUUCGACUCGGACGCCACAGAGAGCAGCAGUGGCGGUGAGACGGACGUGGAGGAAGAGGAGCUUGGACGCGUCGACGUGGAGCAGAGACACGUGCCGCUAUGGCGACGUGCAGAGGGGCGUUAUGCUGUGGACCGGGCCUCCAUUAUCAGCCACUGGAACUGGCUUCAGGCUCAUGUGUCAGACCUGGAGUACCGCAUCCGCCAGCAGACAGACAUCUACAGACAGAUCCGCUCCAGCAAGGGCCCUGUUGUGUUGGGAGAUACCGCCCCUGGAGAGCCCUCAUUGGAGGAAGUGUGUGAGGUGAAGGAGGAGCCAGUCUCUUGCCAAGUGUCUCAGGACUUUGGCUCUGACGUCCCGGAGAGUUCCACAGACCCAGGCUUGAGGAAGGCGUAUCCUUCAGGGAAGCAGGUCAAUGGGGUCAUCAACAAUUUGAGGCCUGCUUCUUCAGAGACGGGCGACUCAGAGGAGCAAUAUCAGCAGCAGCCGCAGUGGGGGAGCGUGUCGUGUGCGGCCUCCUCCCCCCCUGACCACACAUGUGUGGCUGCUCGCACACGACCCCUCAUCAGCUGCAAGAGACGACGACUCGUCAGACCAAGCACACUCACCAACCUCAACCGCAAGGUCCAGCGUGUGAGUGUGUGUCGCUGCAGCUGUGAGGCGAACCCUCAGUGUAUGACGUGUGUCGGCCGCUCCACCCCGCCACUCGAGCCACACUAUGAUCGGCCCUUACUGGAGCGCCUGUCUCAGUACGACCCCAGCGUCCACCCCAUCCUGUCCUUCACAGACGAUGUCAUGAUGAGUCUGCACAUGCAGCGUCUGCUGAAAUCUCAUUGGCAAAGCCGACCGCUGGAGAAGAUCAAGCCCAUCAAGAAGCUGUCACUCAAACACAAGCUCUCCCUCGGCUCCCGGCCCUCUGAUCCCGCCUCCUCGUCAUCCUGCUCCAAAGACAAACACAAGCUGUCCAACUCGCUCUCGUCCACUGUCCGCCUGUCCCAUCAUAAGAUGCGCAGUGAGAAGCUCCAUCGCCAGCAGUUCAACAGCCUCCUGAGUGCCUCCAAGCUUGAGGGACGCCAUCACCGCGGAGACAGGGGACCCACAGUGUCCCACGGUGCCUAUGACAAGACGUACAGUCGCAAGAGGCCCCGUGAGCACUCUCUGGAGAGGAUGGAGAACACCCCAAAGCUAUAUACGGAUGUGGGGAGCCCGUGUCCAUCUCUGUCGGGGGUGCAGACCCCCACCCACAGCCCCCUCCUGAGGCAGAUCUCCACCUCCUCCGAGACCUCCACACCCCUCUCUCUCACUGGACAGAGCGCUACCAGCACCCCGACCCCCAUUCGCAGGAGGAGAGGAGAGAGCUCCUUUGACAUCAACAACAUCGUCAUUCCCAUGUCGGUAGCGGCCACCACCAGAGUGGAGAAGCUGCAGUACAAAGAAAUCCUCACACCCAGCUGGAGGGAGGUGGAUGUCUGUGCCAAGCCCAUAUCAGCUGAGGAUGACACCGUGGAGGUGGAGGAUCUCACUGACACGGCGUUCGGUCAGCUGCACCAGCCAUGUGAAGACCAGGAGCGCUCCCGCUGGAGUUGGACUGCCACCGCCGUCGCCAUGCGCAGGGGAAGCCGCUCGUACAGGUCAUCAGACGGGCGCACCACUCCCCUGCUGGGGGGAACCCACCCUUCCACCCCACAGCCCUCAUCCCCGGACACGGCGCACUUCCAUCUGCUGCAGGACUCGAGCGGCGCCCCCUCCCCCAGCAGCCCGCCCAGCCCCGACAUGCUGCUGCCGCACACACACCUGCACGCGCACUCACACCGUCUGCUCUCCAGCGAUGACACGCGCUGUUCCACGCCCGACGAAGAGAUGAUCUUGCCACCCGUGCAGCCAUGGGAGCGCCGGAACUUUCCGCUGCAGUCGGACCUGCCGCGAGAGACAGACGAGUCUCAGGAGGGCCCUGCCGAGGAGCGGCAGUACCGCACCAUACGACGCAUCUCGGGCAGCAAGACCCGCUCGGAAUCGGACACCGGACCGCCCUCCCCACUCCCUGACGAGAGUGGCGGGAGCAGCAGCAGCAGACACAGAACCCCCACCUGCACACCCAAAACCAGCCAUCGCUGAACCACCCUCACCCCCCCCUUACCAGAGACGCUCACGCUCAGCAACCACAACGACGAAUGAAAAGUCCUGUUGUUUGAUAUUCAAACAUCAGUCCAAAAAAAAUUCACAGUUUUUAGUGAAUGAUUAUAUGCGAAAAUGUUAGAGAUCUGUUAAAAAAUAUUUUGUUUUGCUUUUUACUUUUCCUUUUGUGGUCACUGGAAGUAUGUUUAGACAAAAAAAAAAAGUACAAAAAAGACAGAUUAGAUAGAUGGCUUUAACCAUGGCGGAUGGGGCGGAUCUUGCAGAGUGUGUCCUGAUUGGCUGAAACACUCUUUGUGGCUGAGAAUGGCUCUUGUCUUCUGUUCCUUCCUCAACCAGUGUAAAGUGAAGACACUUAUGAAAAUGAAGCGCAACAUCCCGUCUCCCACUCUUCCCACCCCUCCUUACCCAACCCCUGCUCACACCUAUCGCUAGAGCACUUUGGGACUAGACCCUCUCUCACAUUCCCCUCUGUCAUUUAACUCCAUUAUGCUCAUCCUGACUCUAGGCUGUAGACAGGACGUAUGCUAAAGGGAAAAAAAUGAAUGAAUGAAUAAAUUAAUGAUGAAUAAAUUAAGGCACCAGAAGCACUUGUGUUUUCAGAGAACACUUGGUGUUGCGCAUCUUUUCGCUCAAUUUCAUGAAGCACUCUCUUUUUUUUUUUUUUUUUUCAUAUUGCCCACUCUACCGGUUACCGGUAUGUGACAGGAUAUGCCACUGAGUUUAUCUUCAAAGCCAGUCCGGUGUCAGUAUAUGAAGGUUCUUUUCCAUUUUCUUGUAACUCUUCAUGAUGGAUCUCAUCUCUUUUGCGCUUUGGAACUCUUAAUUCAGGCUUCUCACCUCACCUCCCCUCACUCUCAAUUGAUAAUUAUUUCCAGGAACCCAAAAGUCCUUGCAAACAUACAUUACUGGUUCCAUGAAGUUUAGAUUUUUGGCAUCUAGUAGACGCCAAAGUAAUUACGGAAAAUGUACUUAGAUCAGUUAUUACACACAGAAUAUUCAGCAUUGGGCAGAUUUCCUCUGCUGAAAUGUGUACAAGUAAACACCAACCCCUUCUAUUGGUAUGUCUUAUGACUCUGCAUUGCUCACUAAUCUAAUCUCACUAAUAAUUGCUAUCUAAAAAAACCCACCUUAGACAAUUAAAACAUGUCUCAAGGAAUCACUUUUGGGUAUAGAAUGUCUCUUGGUGACAUAAAGUGUGUGUUUGUCGCCAUUGAUGUAGAUGCCCACUAUUCCCUUUAGACGUUUAGAAAGACACUGAAUGGAUUGUCUGUAGUCUUCUGUUGGCCCCGGGUGAGACAAAACCCUUCCCCUCGCCGUUGUCUAAUCCUGCUCUCGGCCUGUCCCUCUGGCCGAAUAUGACGGGCUGUAGCGCGCCUGAUUGUAUGUGCCAAGUUCGUAUGUAACGCUUGCAAUCACUGCCCCAAAGCGUCAUGCUCAACUCCUUAGUUGUAGUUUCAUGUCAUUGGAUAGUUAUCUGUGGCUCGUUCACGUUAAUACAAACGAAUGUAUCAUAUUCAAUAGUGGACCGUUACUUCCUGUUAAGUUCCCCCCCCCCCCCCCCCCCUUGCAGAACGCUCAUAUCUGCACCGAUUAGUCCCGUUAUGCCCAUUUAUCUGUCUCUGGAUUGAGAGAAUCCGGGUGAUGCUCGUGGAUCCUUAGCCCGGUGGAUUGUCUGGAACAGCAGACAGCAAAAAUCCUGAAGGACGUCUGAUUGUCAGUCCGGAUGGUGUUUGUAAAAGCCUCCGACUACCAUGCCGUUUAUGUGACCCUAUCCCAAGUUUGUCAUUAUAAUCAAUUACGCUUUUCUGUCCCUGCUGGCUGGGAAUCUUAAAUCCCACUUGGCAGGUUUGAUGUACAAUAGGGUUUGACUUAGCGUUGAAAAGCCAAUAUUGUAUUGUGUGGGUUAUUUUCAUACUUUGAAUAUCCAACGUGGUGAAUGGGGAUGGGUGCGUCUGGUAUAUCCUUUAGCAUGUAAUAGUUUGUACAAAAAAAGAGUAUAUUUUGUAAAUACCUCGUUUGAUUCUUUACUGUGUUUGAUGUUCAGGCUGUAGCUGUCCUGAUUGUAUAGGGAGAAGACACAAAUAUUUAACUUUUUCUUUAUGCAGAGGCUAAAACAUGUUUAUGAAUAAUUGGCAAAGACGGGAUGGCAACAUUUGUGUAUCUCAAAAUUAAAGUGAAUUAUAUUGUA
Alosa sapidissima (American shad) is the source of this 6273-nucleotide messenger RNA. RefSeq names its product KAT8 regulatory NSL complex subunit 1b (gene kansl1b). Lineage: Eukaryota; Metazoa; Chordata; Actinopteri; Clupeiformes; Clupeidae. Gene Ontology annotation, cellular component: NSL complex. Bases 573 to 4064 code for a protein of 1163 amino acids. The record is from RefSeq and is a predicted model, not a curated record. Gene Ontology annotation, molecular function: histone acetyltransferase binding. The transcript is spliced from 15 exons.